Molecule: messenger RNA, 4489 nt
Organism: Populus nigra (black poplar)
Lineage: Eukaryota; Viridiplantae; Streptophyta; Magnoliopsida; Malpighiales; Salicaceae
Product: transcription initiation factor TFIID subunit 2
Exons: 25
Coding region: 130-4311 (1393 amino acids)
Biological process (GO): transcription initiation at RNA polymerase II promoter
Cellular component (GO): transcription factor TFIID complex
Molecular function (GO): chromatin binding; zinc ion binding; metallopeptidase activity
Source: RefSeq, a predicted model, not a curated record
AACUACCCACAUACCUCCUCCUGUAUAAAUAAAGCCAAACCAGAGAACCACUCACAUACCUCCUGUAUAAAUAAAGCCAAGCCAACUCCUCUCUAUCUUAGAAAUCCAGCGGGCUAGCUCACGUAAGCCAUGGCUAAGCCUCGUAAGCCGAAAAACGAAGACGCCAAGCCUGAGAACUCCGGUGCCGUGGUUCGUCACCAGAAACUCUGCCUCUCUAUCGACAUCGACAAGCACCAAAUCUACGGUUACACUGAGUUGGAAAUUGCGGUGCCGGAUAUAGGAAUUGUAGGGUUACAUGCGGAGAAUUUAGGAAUAGAGAGUGUAUUUGUUGAUGGUGAAGCUACUGAGUAUGAAUAUUAUCCACAUCAGCAACAAAAUGUGGAUGGUGAAAAGAGAUGGAGCUCAGUUACGAGCCCUAGCUCGGCUGCUGACGCUGCUGGCGCUGUGUAUUUAUCGGCUCUGGAGAGAGAACGUGUUCCGAAUUUGCUAAUUAAUUGUUGCAAAGCUUUUAGGGUUCCAAAUGAAGUGCAAGAGAUUGUGAAUUUGGAGAAUGGAGUGCCAUUUUCUGGUGAACCUAAGCAGAAUGUAAAAUUGGUGCGCAUUAAUUAUUGGGUAGAGAAAGCAGAGACGGGCAUUCAUUUUGACAAUGAAGUGGUACAUACUGAUAACCAAAUAAGGCGUGCACGUUGCUGGUUCCCUUGUAUGGAUGAAGGAUUUCAGCGUUGCUGUUAUGAUCUGGAGUUUACAGUUGCCCAUAAUCUUGUUGCUGUUAGUACUGGAAGCUUAUUAUAUCAGGUUCUAAGCAAGGAUGAUCCUCCUCACAAAACAUUUGUCUACAAAUUAGAUGUUCCUGUGACUGCUAAAUGGAUAUCUUUGGUGGUUGCACCAUUUGAAAUACUUCCUGAUCCGCAUGUUGCUCUCAUAUCACACAUGUGCUUGCCAUCUAAUUUGUCAAAGCUCCGGAAUACCAUCAAAAUUUUUCAUAAUGCGUUCAACUAUUAUGAAGAAUACCUUGAUGCAAAAUUUCCAUUUGGUUCAUACACACAAGUUUUUUUAGCUCCUGAGAUGAUUGUAUCCUCAACAAAUCUGGGAGCUUCAAUGGGUGUCUUUAGCUCUCAAGUUUUAUAUGAUGAGACGGUUAUUGAUCAGGCCAUAGACACUAGCAUUAAACUAGCUUUUGCACUCGCAAAACAAUGGUUUGGGGUAUAUGUCACUCCCGAGGAACCUAAUGAUGAAUGGCUUCUGGAUGGGCUUGCUGGCUUUUUGACAGAGUUAUUUAUAAAGAAGUUUUUAGGAAAUAAUGAAGCUCGCUAUCGUAGAUACAAGGCUAAUUGUGCUGUUUGCAAGGUAGAUGAUAGUGGCGCGACAGCUUUGAGCUUCUCUGCUUCUUGCAAGGAAUUGCAUGGAACCCAUAAAAUUGGUCUUUAUGGGAAAAUAAGAUCUUGGAAGUCUGUGGCAAUAUUGCAAAUGCUGGAAAAGCAAAUGGGUCCAGAGUUUUUCCGCAAGAUUUUGCAAAAGGUUAUUUCCCGGGCUCAAGAUACAAUCCCUGUCAGAUCUCUCAGUACAAAGGAGUUCCGCCACUUCGCUACUAAGGUUGGAAAUCUUGAGCGCCCAUUUGUGAAAGAAUUUUUCCUGCGAUGGGUCUGCUCUUGUGGAUGUCCAGUGCUAAGGAUGGGGUUCUCUUAUAACAAAAGGAAAAAUAUGGUUGAAUUGGCGGUGCUUCGAGAGUUUACAGCUGCACCUGAUGCAAAUGCAUCUUUCCUUAACCUUGAUUCUGAAAACCGGGAGGGUGAUAUUGGAUGGCCAGGGAUGAUGAGUAUCAGAGUUUAUGAACUUGAUGGCAUGUAUGACCAUCCGGUUCUACCUUUGGCUGGAGAAAUGUGGCAGCUAUUGGAAAUACAGUGCCAUUCAAAGCUUGCAGCCAGACGUUUCCAAAAGCCUAAAAAGAGUUCAAAACCUGAUGGCUUUGAUGAAAAUGGUGAUGUACCUGCUUCAGAUAUGCGCUCCAGUUUGGAAUCCCUGUUGUCAUGGAUUAGGGCAGACCCAGAAAUGGAAUAUCUUGCUGAAAUUCAUUUUAAUCAGCCUAUACAGAUGUGGAUCAAUCAAUUAGAGAGGGAUGAAGAUGUUGUUGCACAGGCACAAGCAAUUGCAGCAUUAAAAACUUUACCACAACUUUCCUUUUCUGUUACAAAUGCUAUGAAUAAUUUCCUCAACGACACCAAGGCCUUUUGGAGAGUUCGAAUUGAGACUGCAUUUGCAUUGGCUAAUACUGCUUCUGAGGAAAAUGAUUGGGCUGGCUUACUCCAUUUGGUGAAAUUUUACAAAAGUCGAAGGUUUGAUGCAGCUAUUGGACUCCCCAAGCCAAAUGACUUUCAUGAUUUUCCCGAGUACUUUGUUCUUGAGGCAAUUCCUCAUGCUGUUGCUAAGGUCAGGGCUGCAGAUAAGAAAAGCCCAAGAGAAGCUGUUGAAUUUAUUUUGCAACUUCUGAAGUAUAACGAUAACACUGGAAAUCCUUACUCUGAUGUGUUCUGGUUAGCUGCACUGGUCCAGUCAGUUGGUGGACUUGAAUUUGGGCAACAGACUGUUCUCUUUCUGUCCUCCCUUCUCAAGCGAAUUGACUGUCUUUUGCAAUUUGACAGGCUGAUGCUGAGUUAUAAUGGGAUCUUGACAAUCAGCUGUAUUCGAACAUUGACACAAAUUGCAUUAAAACUCUCAGGAUCCAUUCAUCAUGAUCAUGUCUUUGAACUUAUUAAACCUUUUCGGGAUUUCAAGACAAUAUGGCAAAUUCGAAUUGAAGCCAGUAGAGCACUCCUUGAUCUGGAAUUCCACUGCAAAGGCGUGGAUGCAGCAUUGUCAUUAUUUAUCACAUAUUUGGAGGAAGAACCGUCAUUAAGAGGGCAAGCAAAACUUGGUGCACAUGCCAUGCGGUUAUGUCAGAUACAAGAUGAAUCCGAUUCUGAAGAUUCUAUCAAGUGUACAACUCUAUUGGCUUUGAUUCGUCUACUUGAAGGUCAUAUCGGAUUCAACAAUACCAUUCUUCGGCAUCACUUGUUCUGCAUUUUACAAAUCCUUGCAGGAAGGGCCCCAACACUUUAUGGAAUUCCCAGGGAUAGAACAUUAUGUAUUGGCGACUCAGAAACUUGCAGUGAUCCAAGGAAUAUUUUUGCAGGUCUUGUGACAGAAACAAAGCCCCUGGAACCUCCUAUGGAGAUUCCAAAACUUGCACAAGAUAAUUUUGCCUUUCCAGAGGCUAUAAAGGAAGCGGAUAUAAUUUCCAACAAAGAUCAACAUAAGAUGGAUAUGGCCAUUCCAGAAGGUCUCAAUGAUCCAGAUGCGAUUUCCAACAAUCAUGGACAGAAAAUGGAUCUGGCCAUUCAAGAAGCUUCAGAAGAAGUAGCUGUGCCUGAAGCUUCAAAGGAAACAGACAUCCCAGUAGCUUCAAAGGAAGAAGAUAACAUCUCCAACAGCCAUGAGCGCAGACGGCCAGUUGUUAAGAUCAGAGUCAAACAUUCUGCUGCUUCCAGUAGAGCUGAGGAGACUGAUAUUCAAAAUGUUGAGAGAUCCCAAGGUGGGCACCAUGAAACUGAUCGUGGGGCCAGCAGCUCUGUUUCUGUGGAUGCACCCCAGAGGAUUUCAACUGAAGCUGUGAGUAUUAGCUACCAAAAUCUCGACGAAGUCAACUCGUGUCUUGACCAUGGUUCUCGGAUGAGUGCUAGCAUUGGCAGUGCAAAAUUAGCAAGUGAUGGUGACAAUUUUGGAAAGGAACUCCAGUGCACUGCUGAAUCAAGUAAAGUUUCUAUGCACCCUCAGCCUGAUGAUCCAUCAUCACGUAGAGUCAUGCAAGAUAACCUUGUAGACACUGAUGCACAAAGGUUUGCUAGUCUACAAACCCUCUCAGUUGAAAGAGUUAAUCCUGAUGGUGGUUCAUUGGGUAUCAUGGCAUCUUCUUCUCGAGGGAAAGAAAAGGAGAAGAAGAAGGAUAAGGAAAAGAAGCGGAAGCGGGAAGAUCACAAGGGGCACCGUGAUGAUCCUGAAUAUUUGGAGAGGAAACUGUUGAAGAAAGAGAAGAAAAGGAAAGAAAAGGAGAUGACAAAGUUGCUGAGUGGUGGGGCAAAGGCUACAUCAGUGGAGCUGCCAGGUAAGAAUGAGAAGCCUACUAUUAAGUUGGCAACAGUGCCAUUGAAACCAAAUCAACCCAGUGAAUCCAAAGCAGUGGCCACGAACAUUGAAACGAAGCCUGAGCCAUCAGAAGGUACUUCUUCUGUUCCCAAAUUUCGAAUUAAAAUUAAGAAUAGGACACUUAACAGUUAGUGCUGUAUGAAGUUAUUAGAUAUUUCCUCGUAGAAAUUGCUCAGAUGGAAUCCCUCUGAAUUUUUGGAUCUUUAGUCUGUCCAUGUCAGGAAUUGGGUAUUAAUGUAAUCGAAACCCAUCUCUGUUGAAACAAUUUGUGCUUGAUUUUUAUUUUUUGAAGCUUUCAAGCAUUGACUUA